UUUCGCUCGGGCGGCUGUUUCUCUGCCGCCGGUGUGCCGGGGACGACGCGAAGAGCUCUACGACGCCGAUCACGCGCCGUCGAGCCGACCUCGAAGACAGGCAUACUCGCUGCCAUGUGGCCGCCCGGGUUGCCGCUGCGGCCCAGCUGCUCGUAGCAGGCGCAGCACUUCUCCGUAGUCAUGAGUGUGGAGACCCAGGCGCUGCCACCGCUCGGCCGCCAUGCAGCUGUGGAUACAUCCGCCCACAAGGUCCGAGGGCUGUAAGGACGGCCCUUGUGACGCUGCUCUUGGGAAGACCGUUGUGAUCCGUGACGAACGCACAGCUGCUUCGGCGCCCCUCAAGCCUCUACGAGAACGCGAAGUCCUUAUGGCAGCUACCCUUUGUAUUAUCUUGGAUUUGACAGAGGCGAGCAGCAUGGAGCAGCCUCCCAUGCUGUCCCCGGCCGCUGAUGAGCCGUGCAAGCAGCAACAGCAGCAGCAGACCGAGAUGCAGCAAGCGCCCCCGCCGGUCCCACCUGUCCAGCAGCAGCGGCGGCCGUCUUCGCAGCCGUCAAACGGCCAGGCGAACGGCAAUGGCGACAUGUGUCGCAUCUGUCACUGCGAGGCGGAUCCGGACAACCCACUCAUCUCGCCCUGCUACUGCUCGGGCAGCCUGCGCUACGUGCACCAGGCUUGCCUCCAGCAGUGGAUCAAGUCGUCGGACACCCGGUGCUGCGAGUUGUGCAAGUUCGACUUCAUCAUGCACACAAAGAUUAAGCCUUUCCGUAAGUGGGAAAAGCUGGAGAUGUCCUCGGUGGAGCAACGCAAGGUGCUGUGCUCCAUCACGUUCCACGUUGUGGCCAUCACAUGCGUGGUUUGGUCGCUGUACGUGCUCAUCGACCGGACGGCUGAGGAGAUGCGCGAGGGCAACCUGGACUGGCCCUUCUGGACCAAGCUCAUCGUGGUCGCCAUCGGUUUCACCGGGGGCCUCGUCUUCAUGUACGUCCAGUGCAAGAUGUACGUGCAGCUAUUCCGCCGCUGGAGGGCCUUCAACAGGGUCAUCUACGUCCAAGACGCGCCCGUGCCGGACAAGGGUGCCGCGCUGCCCACGGCCGCCGACCUGUCGCCGCCGGUCACGGUCCAGGGCACAACAUCCUCCAAGCGGCCGCCGCCCGCCAACGCCUGUGCGCCGCUUCACGACGGCCCCACCGAGAUCACCGUGGCCAAGGACUCCAGCCCUGACACGCCCGGGCCUGACGAGCCCCGCGCUGCCAGUUGAGCGCUGCUCGCCGCCGGUCUCCUUGUGAUAAACACUCUGGCGCCUUGCGCUCCGUGUACAUAGCAGUGUGCGUGUGUGUGUGUAUAGGUCACGGCGGUGCACCCCUCCCGCCUGGGACAAACAACGGGCGGUGUGACUGCGCAGUUGUAUCGGUGCUCGUUCAGAUGUGGCCACCGUCGAGGCCGCGAUCAUGUAACUUUCGGUUCGUGUGCACUCCUCGUUUUUGUUGUAGCUGGUUGUUCGCUUCUAUUUCUGACGCUGGUGCAUCUGCUUAGAUUUUGCAUUUUGGCAUGUCUUCAGCGAACUUCUGCACUUGCCCCACUUCCAUGUCAGCUAGUCUUGGGCCAUACUCCGCUGCAGAAAUUCUCAGCCGCGUAGCAAAUUAAUAGGCUAGGGAAACAAAAAGAAAUCCUAUAGUUUUGCGAUGGAUAUUUCUUUUCGUGUGAACUGUCUGCGCUAAGGCAAGGUGUGAGCCAUAACUGGUGCUUUCAACAACUAGGUACGUACAAGCCUGCUUGGUUUCAGGCGUCACUUCUUUGGACUGGCUGUCAACCUUUUGACAUGUCUCCAGUGACAAGAAAACUACUUCAUAGUUUUUUUUUCAUCGACUAAUGUCUACAGGUUUUUUCCUGGUUACUUGAUUGCAGUGGAAAAGCAAGCAUGGUGAAGCUAACGUUACAGUUGUUCGGAGUCAGCCGCGAUAGGCAAAGGCCUGUUCUUGUUUUCCGAGGGUAGGGACAGCUGUCGCCGACUUGGUAUUACUGUCACUGCAUGUCUUCUUUACUUGUCGUGUUGUUGCACAUAGCUCUGAAUAUAGGUGCUAUGAGCUUCCAAAGUUAUUUCAAUUAGUACAGUUCAUAAUGGAUAUCGUCGCACUAGUUCGGGCCUGCGAGCUUUUUUUUUUUCCUUUUUUUUUUUGGUACAGUCGAAUGUAUUCAUCAAGCUGCAAAAAACGAGGUGUUUUUUUUUUGUUUUUUGUUUUUUGUUUUUUGCCCAUGGCUACAACUCUGAUCUGACUGCGACUGCCUCAUUUUCUCUUUCUUUGCCCGAGUUCUACGGAUAGGUUCUUCUUAAUUUAAAAUAAUUGACGGCAUACAACACAAGCAAGCAAUUGAAGUGCAAAGAAGCAUCCGCACAUAACUUGAAGAUAUGCCACAAGGGUGCCAAGCGCUGUUGGAAAGCAUAGGGCGUUGCAUAUUCCCACCCAUUUCCACCACACUUAUUUUUUGCUAUGAAAUGUGUUCAAUUUUCAGUUCCUGCUCGCUUCGACAGCGCCUGACCUACGUUCCGGUCGCCGCAAUGUCCUCCAGUCUUUCUUAAAAGCGCAUUUCGUCCUCUCUAGAGCGGCUCAGUCAGAGAGAGUACCUUCAUCUCAUAAUGCAAUCAGAGGCUGACGCCUCAUAAUCAAUUCACUAGAGCCAAUUUCUUCCCAGCUUACCGUCGCACACGUAUGCUUCUUUCCUAAUUUUUCGGGGUAUGUGUAAUUCUGAGCUUUCAUACAAGAGAGAGUAGCCGUCGAGCACUGCGAGUGCGCAGAAACGGAGGUCGUGUCUGAGAUGGUGUGUCUUGCUAACCUGGAAACAACCGAAUGAGCGUUCACACAGCCUUGUGCCGUGUCCUGCUCUUGUUUUCUUCGCUGCGCGCUUUCGGGCUGUUUCCAGAUUUGCAAGUGAGCGCACGGGUUUUCUGGCGUGUUAGUUGGAUGCUACCGCAGUGGUCAGGAAACUCGCUCGCGCUUAUGCCAUCACACAUUGCGUGCUUAGCAGCGCACUGUUCUGCAAGGGCCAUUAGGGCGAUAUUCUAUGUGACGAAACUUUCGCGCAAAGAGGCGUAAAAAUAUGCGAAAAAAUAAGACUGGAAUGGUAGACACAGCGCGUGCAUAGGCAUAGCGAGAUUUCCACAUAGCAGUCCUAAUAUUAUUGCAUGAUGAGUGAAAUUUCUGCACGUGGCGACAAGAGGUGAACUGCGGCGUACCAGUGGUGCCGAGUGGAAACUUACAACAGUGUGGGUGGGGUGCGGGCUUUAUUGCGCUACAUUGGCGCACACUGUGAACUAUACCACAACUCUGUACUUGGGCGGGGUAUGGAUGAUCGAACAGCGUGGCUGAAGUGCCAACAGGGCUCAAGUCAAAUGAUAUCACUUUACCGCGCUUUUACAGUUUGCAUAUAUGCAAGCUGACUCCAGCGACGUGUAAAGUGAGCACCAUAGUGUGCAGUUGCGGGUUUUAUCCCUUCGUUACCGUUAUUUAUGGGUCUCGCUCUACCUGGAGUAUUGUGUGAACGCAAAGGGAAAACGUAGUGUGCAUUUCUUCUGUUUUUCAAGUAAGAAAAAGAAAAAAGAAAAUACGGCCUUUUGAGUUUCUCACAGCGCAUCCUGUCAGACUGUUAUACUUCGUUCCACAAAGCGAUCGCUUCCAGGUGAGGAUGGUUGGGCGUAUGCCAUCGAGGAUUCAAGUAAAAUACCAGUCUUACAAUUGUGCCAUUGGAAUUUAGACCAAGUACAACUGUUGUCACUCUCCAUAACUUGUAAGAUACCUGUGGAAGUGUUACUGAUAUCGGUGUUUCUCUCCUUUUCUGUUACACAGCUGCCUUUCUGCGUUUGUUCAGACGAUAACGCAGACCUCUCGCCAUUGGAAACGGCCGCGCCUUAGCUGCCCGAGAAGUGUGCUAAUUCAUAAAACUAGAAUUAUGGAACGUUCAGUUGUCAACCAUUCUAUAAAGUGUGUGCAAUUUAGUUACUUCCCCUUAUUACUAACAUAGGUGAUAUUCAGCGAAACAAUGUUUACCGUUGCAGAAGACCUCUCCAGCAAGGUGUGCAUUUUUAACACAAGAAUGAGUAAGUUAUAGGCCGAAGUACAGUUGCCAAAUAGUUACAGCGAAAACAAAUUUAAGCAACACAGGCAUCAUGCAAAUGUAACAUAAGCAGUUGUGGUGUCCAUCGCCAUGGUUUCUAGAGUCCAUCUAAGGUAUUAAAAGCGGAGAGUGUUAGGCCUUUUCGUAUGUAUACAAGCAAGGUUCAUCGCAACGUGAUAGAGACCAUGUUCGCCUCUUAAUGGGCUGCGUAGCCUCUUAGAAAGCAAUCAAUCGCACGCCGCAGUCUUUCGCUUUCCCAGCCUGCUCCAAGCGAAGUUAUACAGUAAGGCGUGUUCAAAAUUAUUCGCAAUGGCUAAGGAUUCUAAAUCUGCGUAGCAUUUGAAACAAAGUGCAUGGGUAAAUAAGCAGCUUACCCUUAGUUUCUGUAGGGAUUAUUAUUAAAUGUCACCUUUGUCUCCACGAUAAGCUUCUUUCUCAUAAAACGCCAGAGAGCAAUUCAUACUUUUUCUCCGUUCCGAACAGGGUUGCGAUGUACUAAUGUCCGCUGCGUAAAAAUAUUUGGGCGGAGGCUAUUGUAUAGACGUGGCCUGUGAACUGACAUUCCACGGCACGUCCAAGUAGAGCCACAGCCAAGUGCAGUAGGCGCAUUUAGGAAGGAAACAAGAACGGCAAUUACGGAAAGAGGCUAGUGGCGAUAGCCAAGAACAAGCAGGGUUUAUAAAGCACGUUUGGCGUUCAGCAUAUUCGUGCUGCUUGAGCACGCAGUAUACUCUCUAUUCGCAAAUCCGUACUGUCUCGCUCGUAAAAUCGGUGCACACCGCUGUCAAAUAAUCGCUGUAUUUCUAUUAGCACAUGCCGUUAUUUCUCCCGUACUCUGGUCAAGUGAAACGUUAACAGCGAUACAAACGGUACACGUUGCGCUGUUUAGGUGGCCGUGGAGAGUAACCAGCCAGUCAUCAAAUGCGUGUGCUCAUGUUUCGUUUUAUUGUUGCUUGUUGCUACACGCGCAUCUGAGAGGAAAGUAUAUUCUCGUUGGUGUCGUAUUUUUCCACUGCUGUACACCACCACCACCACCUUUGUUUAAUAUGGGAAGUAUACGCGUCACCAUUGAACUUCACUUGUAGGUCCGUGCGUGCAGCACAAAGAACACGCACUGCAGUGUGAGAAGGCAACGUGUUUAACCCUCAGUCGUAACACUUUUGUUUUCUUAUUUUUUCUCAUCGGUUGCAACGGGCCCAACUUCCACAGCGCUCUGAAGUCCUGCCUUUGAACGUCACUUCCGGGCCUGGAUGUUAGUAUUGUGCCUGCGUGUUUAUCAGGAGCUUUUAUGCCCGUGGCAACCCUUUGGCGUUUCUCUUGCCUGUACGUGGAGCUGUGUGCGAAGAGCGCCCUCUACUAUGUCUGGUGUGCCGGGACUAUAGGAAAUUGGCCUUACUGUGCCGUAAACGGCCACUGCUUGAUAGUGUGUGUGCCGAACAUCGUUUGUGCCAAAUGUGAGAUGACUUUCCUGUUUGUUCGUGAGAGUUAGUUAUCGGUAACUUUCGCCAGCGCUUCAGUAAGUGCGCAGGCUACAAAGCAGAGGCCACGUGCGGCUGAUUGCCUGGCUCUUGUGACGAGCCUGCACUUUUUUUAAUCACAGGUAGCGACUGAAAAGGCUCACUGCUUUACUGUAGAGGACGCCUUUUCCUUUUCUUUAUUUUUCUUCAGGUACGAGUGGACCUUUCAGCUCUUACUGUACGUGUAUACAUGUGGACGCGCAGGACAGUUUCUGUAAAUAAAUGGUGUCAACGUUUCUUAUUCUGAGAGAUAGAAGCGCGCACGGCGCACACGCACAGCACACAUUCACACGCGCGCCAGCCCACGGAACAUGCAGCGAGUCUCGUCGCCGGGGUCGCACGUUCACACCGGCGAGUCGCGGACGUUGCGCGACCGUUUUCAAAGCGACGGCCGCGAAUAGUCGCUCUGGUCGAAAGGCGGUCUGUUUUGGGGUAGUCGCUAGCUGCUCGGUUUUUCCGUCAUGCGACUGGAAUAGUAAAGAUGUUGAGCCAAUAAGCGCACGGCGCAUCGGGACGUCGUAUAAUGAGGACAGUUAUUUUACAUGCUACCUCUUGCGAACGGAUGUGCGUUGUGCACCGCUACAACCACGUUUUCUUCGCCACAGACCGCGCAGCCGGAGCUGAGACCAUCGCGGCAGAUUCGCGCUUGGUUGUAACAAGAUUGUCAUCAAAAUGCGCGAGCCGAGAAUAAAUAAGUGAAAAGCAGCACGAGGCAGGCAUACGCGUGAUAGCAGACGCUGGCUCGCGUUUGACUUAAAUCGUAUUGUACUGAAAUGUAUAAAUUAUUGGUAAACGGGACGCAAGCAGAGAGUCUCUGUUGGUGUCCUCUCUUUGUUCUUUUUCAUCAGGAGGACGCAAACUCUUUCGGUGCGAAAGCAGGCGUCAAAUGGGGUAGGAGUGUUUCCAGCAGCUAGCGCUUGCCGGUGUGAGCAUUUCUCGCCACAAAUAAAGUCCCUAUAUAAGCUAUUCGGGGGGGAUCAUCGAGAUAAUUCACUAUCGGGACUAAAGCCAAAGCAACGCAUCCAGGGACUUUAGCCGCGAGUCGCUCCUUGCUCGCCAGUGCGCAUACACCUUUAGGCAGUAGCCGUGCCACCGCGUGCACGCGCUCCACAAGCGCUCGCUGCUUGCGUUUCGCAGCUUGCGUUUCUCCUGGCCUCGGGAACCCCUUGGCGCCUCGCUUCGUUUGAUUUGCUGCAGCUUUCGCAAAUCUGCCGUGUGUAUCGCCCUCUAUUGCCCACCUCCCCCGGCUGCCGAGCCACCUUCUGUUUCUGCUUUCCGCAGUUUUAUGCCCAAAUAAGCAUAUUUAUUUGCCAGUAUUUUUUGGCUUUUUCCAAUGACCGUACACUAAAAGGAGCAGAUUUGCGACGUGCGCAAGUGCCAUUCUCACAUGCUGGUCGCAUCCAGGAAUGAACGAGAAUUUCUGGACGUUUGUUAUUGUUGGCUCCGUUUUGAAAAGCGAACAAGUGCCUUUUUGGUUCGUUUUUGGACUGUUGUUAUGUUUCUGGAGUGGCAAACACGUUGCACACCUGUACGCAAACAGAAAUACACAGCUGUGUUGAGGGCGUUCGGGCUUGGAACACUCGUUUGAGAAAUAGAUUCAAAUUAAAUUCAGUUUAAAAGCCUGG
Dermacentor silvarum is the source of this 7252-nucleotide messenger RNA. RefSeq names its product E3 ubiquitin-protein ligase MARCHF8. Bases 221 to 1258 code for a protein of 345 amino acids. Lineage: Eukaryota; Metazoa; Arthropoda; Arachnida; Ixodida; Ixodidae. The record is from RefSeq and is a predicted model, not a curated record. Gene Ontology annotation, cellular component: cytoplasm; late endosome membrane; early endosome membrane. Gene Ontology annotation, biological process: protein polyubiquitination; immune response; antigen processing and presentation of peptide antigen via MHC class II. The transcript has 5 exons. Gene Ontology annotation, molecular function: zinc ion binding; ubiquitin protein ligase activity; MHC protein binding.